AUGGCCCCCCCUCGCGUCGGCCAGUCGGUGGAUACCAUCGCCGACCUUCUUAGUGCCAACUGCCAACUAACUAUACGUAUCAACUUGCAAGUCCAACGUCCACAGGUACAAGAUCGGGUGGACCAGCGGACACUGUUGAUAGCGUCAGAGAUGGGGUUCAUAAACGACAAUCUCGGAAUACUCUACCUUGGGGUGGCCACGGCCAUCUAUCUACGGCCGGAGUUGGCCGUUAUUGGGGGGUCUCGAGCAGCAACGACGCUUCUGGGACUCCUCGCCGUGAUCACUUGGAAGAUUGUCUAUGCUCUAGCACUGUAUCCGAGCUUCUUUACGCCAUUGAAGCAUAUUCCUACUCCUGGAAACCGAAGCCUACUAUGUGGCAAUGCGGAAACAUACUAUCCAAAGACCCCUUGGCCGGCAUUGAAAGACUGGGCUGAGAACUUGUCCAACGAGGGCCUGAUUCGGUACUACUUGGUGGGCAAUCUCGAGCGAGUCUUUCUGACGAGCCCCAAAGCCCUCAGCGAGCUGCUGGUGACCAAGAACUACGACUUUGAGAAGCCGUUGCUGGUGAGGCAGACUCUGAGUCGAGUUGUCGGUAAUGGGAUAUUGCUCGCUGAGGGAGAGGUGCACAAGAUUCAACGCAAAAACUUGAUGCCGGCUUUUGCGUACCGUCACAUCAAAGACCUCUAUCCUGUGUUCUGGAGUAAAGGUGCCGAGAUGGUCAAUUUGAUUCAGGAGGACCUGGAGCGCAGGAAAUCGGCAGGUGAAGAGGAUAUCCAAAUCAAUGUCCGUAACUGGGCCAGUCGCGCGACGCUUGAUAUCAUCGGCGUCGCCGGGAUGGAUCACGACUUUGACUCUCUGCGGGAUCCUACGAACAGACUUAGUCGAUCUUACCAGCAGAUCUUCACGUCCCCCGGUCUUGGUGCAAAGGCCAUGUUCGUCAUUGGGGCUCUUAUGGGAAGUGUUCGUCUUCUCCACAUGCUACCUACAGGGCGCAACAAACGCAUUGGCGAGGGGGGCAAAGUCAUCCGUGACGUGGCCCGACAGAUGAUCAGGAUGAAGAGGGAAAAGAUGAAGAACUCGACUGCGUCAACAGGCAUCGAUAUUAUAUCUGUUGCAAUGCAAAGCGGUGUUAUGGACGAAGAAAAUCUCGUUGAUCAGUUGAUGACCUUCCUCGGCGCCGGGCACGAAACCACCGCUUCGGCGAUGCAAUGGGCCGUCUAUGCACUCUGCAAGAACCCCGAAGUCCAGACCAAGCUUCGGGAAGAGAUUCGCGCUCAUCUUCCACCUCUCUCGAAAGACUCCCCUAACACCAUCGAUGCAUCCAUUAUCGACGACCUCCCCUACCUCCACGCGGUCUGCAACGAAGUUCUCCGCUUCCAUCCCUCCGUCCCCGGCACAAUUCGCACGGCUGUGAGAGACACAUCGCUCGCGGGAACCCCCAUUCCCAAGGGCACCGUGUUGACUAUCGCUCCUGAGGUUAUCAAUCACCUCGAGGAGUUCUGGGGACCCGACGCACACAAGUUCAACCCGGAGCGAUUCAUGGGCCCCGGCAAAGCCAACACGGGCGGCGCCACCAGCAACUAUGCCUUUCUGACUUUUCUGCACGGCCCGCGCAGCUGUAUCGGCCAGGGCUUCGCCAAGGCCGAGCUGGCCUGUCUACUGGCCGUCACUGUUGGACGAUUCCACAUCGAACUGAGAUAUCCCGAUCGCAAGCUUGAACUUCGUGAGGGGGCUACUGUGGCCCCUGAGGAUGGCGUGCCGGCCAUCUUUACCCCGAUCGAGGGCUGGUAG
Molecule: messenger RNA, 1791 nt
Organism: Penicillium diatomitis
Lineage: Eukaryota; Fungi; Ascomycota; Eurotiomycetes; Eurotiales; Aspergillaceae
Product: cytochrome P450
Exons: 3
Coding region: 1-1791 (596 amino acids)
Molecular function (GO): heme binding; iron ion binding; monooxygenase activity
Source: RefSeq, a predicted model, not a curated record